AUGAGAACGUACAAGAGCAAAGGCAAAGCCCGCGCACAAGAUGUUCCCGAAGACCCAAUCGUCACCAGAGAAGACAAGUGGUUCGAUGCGGAGCGGACACGGAUCGAGGAGGAGGACCGGAUGUUGGCGGCGAUGAUGGAGUCCCGCCUGACUGUGCAUUAUGCUAGAAAGGUGGGUGAAAGCUCCAAAGGGACUGUACCGUCCUACUUUGAUCUGUUGGCUGUAGUGAAGAAUGCCCGCGACAAGCCCUCCGGGACUCCCGCGAACAAGCCCGCUACGAAGUCGCCGGCUAAGAUGCCGCCUGCCACGAUGAUGCCCGCUACGAGGCCGCCUGCUACGAGGCCGCCCCCUGCGAAGCCGCAGAAGCGAAAGUGGACAAAGUUCAUCCCCUUCUAG
Messenger RNA from Diplodia corticola, 396 nucleotides. RefSeq lists its product as uncharacterized. The transcript has a single exon. The record is from RefSeq and is a predicted model, not a curated record. Bases 1 to 396 code for a protein of 131 amino acids. Lineage: Eukaryota; Fungi; Ascomycota; Dothideomycetes; Botryosphaeriales; Botryosphaeriaceae.